Molecule: messenger RNA, 1483 nt
Organism: Lampris incognitus (smalleye Pacific opah)
Lineage: Eukaryota; Metazoa; Chordata; Actinopteri; Lampriformes; Lampridae
Gene: marchf8
Product: membrane-associated ring finger (C3HC4) 8
Exons: 7
Coding region: 121-969 (282 amino acids)
Biological process (GO): immune response; antigen processing and presentation of peptide antigen via MHC class II; protein polyubiquitination
Cellular component (GO): lysosome; early endosome membrane; cytoplasm
Molecular function (GO): zinc ion binding; MHC protein binding; ubiquitin protein ligase activity
Source: RefSeq, a predicted model, not a curated record
GGAGCCGGAACACAGCGGGGCGGUGUGGGCUCAGCAUUGCAGUCCAGACCAUCAUGCCUGUUGCCCCGGCAGCAGAACAGGAAGUGUGUGUGUGAGCGCCUCCCGCUUGGAUCUGCUGGGAUGAACAUGCCACUGCACCAAAUCUCUGUCAUCCCUCGCGAUGUCACCUCUUCUCGGGUCUCGGGCAGUGGGAAGGCCAAGGACAAGGACAAGCAGAAUGAGAAGCCUCUGGGUCAUUCUGCGAGCAGGUCCAGCAACAUCUCAAAGGCAGGGAGCCCCACAUCUGUAAAUGCACCAUGCAGCUUCUCCAGGACAUCAGUCACCCCAUCCAACCAGGACAUCUGCAGGAUUUGUCACUGCGAGGGAGACGACGAGAGCCCCCUGAUCACGCCGUGCCACUGCACGGGGAGCCUGCGCUUCGUCCACCAGGCCUGUCUGCAGCAGUGGAUCAAGAGCUCCGACACUCGCUGCUGUGAACUCUGCAAAUACGAGUUCAUCAUGGAGACCAAACUCAAGCCGCUGCGCAAGUGGGAGAAACUACAGAUGACGGCGAGUGAGAGGAGGAAGAUCAUGUGUUCGGUCACCUUCCACGUCAUCGCCAUCACCUGUGUGGUGUGGUCCCUCUACGUGCUCAUCGACAGGACGGCAGAGGAAAUCCAGCAAGGGAUUCUGGAAUGGCCUUUCUGGACCAAGCUGGUGGUGGUGGCCAUCGGCUUCACGGGCGGACUGGUGUUCAUGUACGUGCAGUGUAAAGUCUACAUCCAGCUGUGGAGGAGACUCAAGGCUUACAACAGGGUCAUAUACGUCCAGAACCGGCCUGACACAUGUAAAAAGCUGGCGCUGGAGAAACCGCCGCUCCUGGAGCCCAGUCUGGAGAACAAGGAGGCUCUGGCCCCCACACAGUCAGACACAAACUCCUCCCAGUACACAGAGACAGAGGACUACAGUAUGGAGGUGCUCCAUGUCUGACCAACCAACCACCUCCCUGUCCUAAAUGCCUCCCAUCCAGUCCGCACCAUAGAUUCUCCUGCGCAUAUAUAGCAUAUAUAGACAUGCGCACAAAUGCGCACGCACACACACACACACACACACACACACACACACAGGCUGAAAUAAACAACUAACAGUGGAUUAGUGGUCAUGAAAGUGUUCUGUGACUGAUCGAACACACACAAACUCUACCGUAAUCUUCGGCUUACCCACCCCCUUUCAGUCUACCUGGCACGUCUCAUUGGCUGAACUCCGUUGUCAUUCAACUGUUCACAGGGGCAGUUGCCUAGAAAGUAUGGAGGCAUGAGACAGCACAAACCCAAUCCAGCCUCCAGCUCUCUUGUGUCAUUUCUGCUUCCAGAUCCUCCUCAUGUCUCCUCCAGCAAACCCUCCCCAACCCUCAGCCAGGACCACGUUAUCUUUACUGACAUCCGUAAGGGAUGAAGAGGCCUGGAGCAUACCACCAGACACACACACACACACACACACACAC